Messenger RNA from Closterium sp. NIES-65, 4821 nucleotides. The record is from the annotation of a GenBank genome assembly. Lineage: Eukaryota; Viridiplantae; Streptophyta; Zygnematophyceae; Desmidiales; Closteriaceae.
AUGACUCUUGUCUGUUCCUAUAGCAGCGGACUUUCUUCCCUCGCUCGAGGCCGAGCCGCGAUCGGCUCUAAGCUCCAUCAUAGUAGCCAUAGCCACGUGGCGACUCAAUGCCACGUGGCUCGAUUAUCCAUCACUGCCAGCUCCUCUGCCAGCUCAGCAGCGACCGUGUCCACGUCUGCCACGUCAGCAGCCCCCGUGGCGCUAGACCCGUCGUACGGGAGUAAGGAGGUGAUUAAAGUCGACACGCGCGUAUACCAAUACAUCCUGGAGCACACCCGAGAACCCGAGAUUCUUGCCGAGCUGAGGAGGGAAACUGCAACCAUGAUAGGCAAGGAGAUGCAGGUGUCUCCAGAGCAGGGAGCGUUCUUGGCCAUGCUGGUGUCCCCGGAGCAGAGAGCAUUCCUGGCAAUGCUGGUGCGGCUCACGGGAGCCAGGCGCUGCAUUCACCAUUCACACACCCUUACUUGCUUGCCUGCCAUGCCAUGCCACCACUCCACUCCCCUGCAGGUGUCCCCAGAGCAGGGAGCAUUCCUGGCCAUGCUGGUGCGGCUCAUGGGGGCCAGGCGCUGCAUUCACCAUUCACACACCCUUACUUGCUUGCCUGCCAUGCCAUGCCACCACUCCACUCCCCUGCAGGUGUCCCCAGAGCAGGGAGCAUUCCUGGCCAUGCUGGUGCGGCUCAUGGGGGCCAGGCGCUGCAUUCACCAUUCACACACCCUUACUUGCUUGCCUGCCAUGCCAUGCCACCACUCCACUCCCCUGCAGGUGUCCCCAGAGCAGGGAGCAUUCCUGGCCAUGCUGGUGCGGCUCAUGGGGGCCAGGCGCUGCAUUCACCAUUCACACACCCUUACUUGCUUGCCUGCCAUGCCAUGCCACCACUCCACUCCCCUGCAGGUGUCCCCAGAGCAGGGAGCAUUCUUGGCCAUGCUGGUGCGGCUCAUGGGGGCCAGGCGCUGCAUUGAGCUGGGCGUGUACACGCCCUUCUUGCGCCACACCUGUUUGCCCAUCGUCCUCCCAACCCAAGGGCCACUCUCCUCCCUCUCGGUGACUUGGACACUUUCUCCUCACGGUCUGCUGGUGGCGUGUGAGCGGGUGCCUCACACGUUUGUCUCAUUCCCUCUGUGCCGCACACGCUCGCCCAGACCUCUUGUGUCUCUCGCCCAUCCCCCUUGUGUCGCUCGCCCAUCCCCCUUCUGUCGCUCGCCCAUCCCCCUUGUGUCUCGUCGCUCGCCCAUCCCCCUUGUGUCGCUCGCCCAUCCCCCUUGUGUCGCUCGCCCAUCCCCCUUGUGUCGCUCGCCCAUCCCCCUGGUGUGGCACGCCCAUCCCCCUUGUGUCGCUCGCCCAUCCCCCUGGUGUCGCUCGCCCAUCCCCCUUGUGUCUCGUCGCUCGCCCAUCCCCCUUGUGUCUCGUCGCUCGCCCAUCCCCCUUGUGUCUCGUCGCUCGCCCAUCCCCCUGGUGUCUCUUGCCCAUCCCCCUGGUGUGGCACGCCAGGGCUACUCGUCCCUCUCGGUCGCGCUGGCAUUACCUUCCGACGGCCUGCUGGUGGCGUGUGAGCGGGUGCCUCACACGUUUGCAGUGGCGCAGCGAUUCUACGAGAAGGCUGGUAGCCCCCCGGCUUUGCCUGGCACAGGAGGACACGCCGCAGCAGCUGCAGCGCCAUCUCCCUCUCUUUUCCCUCCUCCUGCUUCUGCAUGCCCCUUGCCAUUUCGCCUCCCACACCCACGCCACCAGGUAGACGCACGGCUGGGCCUGGCGCAGGACACGCUGCAGCAGCUGCUGGAGGAAGGGCAGGCAGGCAGGCCCGGCACAGGACACGCGGUUAGGCCCGGCACAGGACACGCGGUUAGGCCCGGCACGCGGUUAGGCCCGGCACAGGACACGCUGCAGCAGCUUGAGGAAGGGCAGGGGGGCAGCUUUGACGUUGUGUUUCUAGAUGCGUCUCCUAGUGUUUCUCCUCCGCACCCAUCAUUCACGCCCACUCCUCCCUUCCCUCUCUCCUCGGCUCAUUGCAGCUUUGACUUUGCGUUCCUGGACGCGGACAAGCGCAUGUACCGAGACUACUACGAGCUGCUUCUCACCCUUCUGAGGCCAGGGGGUCUCCUGGUGGUUGACAACGUGCUGUGGCAUGGUCAGCUGGCUGAUCCUCAGUGUAACCAUUUCAGCAGUAACCGCACUCCUGUUUUCGCCAUGGGAAUCGCCGCGGUGGGGUCGAUUGCCGCUACAAGACCGUCCCUUGUCCUGCGAUGCCGCAAUGCGAGUAGUAUACCCGUUAAAAGGCCGUCGCAAUCUCUUCUCAUUCAACUGCCCACGUGGCGAUCAUUAGCCUCUCCGCGACCCGAGACAUUCGAUCCGCCCAACGGACCGCGCAGCCUCUCAGCCAGCCGCGCCCGCCACGAGUUUCGCGACUCACGAUUAAGGCUCUUCAAGUUAUCACUUACUCCCAACUUACCUCUCUCCCGAUUGUCCAAUCCAAUGCUAAGUAGACUGGUUGCUUCGUCAGGGGUUAUGAGUCUCGCGGCGACUGUGCCGUCCACGCAAGAGGCAGAGGUGAGAGCGGAGGCGGUAACCUGUGGAGAAAAAGAGGGAGCUACCGCGGGCGGCGCUGACGGGGAAGACGGAAGUUUCGCGGCGAGGAGAGAAAGGAGUGAGAAAGAGGAGAUUGAGGAGAGGGGAAGUGUGGAAGGGACAGUGACAAUGGCGGCGUAUGAUGGACGGGAAGGAGGGGAAGUUAGAGAGGACGCCGAGGGAACAAAUGGGGUAGGAGAGGCUGAGGACGGCGAUCUGAGGGCCAGGCGCAGGAGCAGACGCGCAGAGAGAAAGGCAAGAAAAGCCCAGUCAACCGAGUCAACGGAGUCAACUCCAAGGGGCAUGUCCGAGUGGCGCACGCGCCCGCUCGUCCCGCACGGCGCGUCCCAGUGGCCGCAGAUCCAAUCCCUGGCCGCCACGUCAGCAGGCGCCAGCCUGUCAAUCGACGCGAUUUUUGCCGCCCUAGGCCUCCCGCCACUCGCGGACGGCCAUCCGCAGCUGCCGGUGCGCGUUCGGCAGCACGUGAACCCCUUAAAGACGUCUCUAAUGGCGCCGCCGCCGCCCGUGGACUGGGCGGCAGUGUAUGAGGACCCGUCGCUGCCGCUGGUGGUGGACAUUGGGUCGGCGAGUGGGCGGCUGGUUUUGGCGCUUGCUGUGAGGGACUGGAGAUGGCGCGCGCAGCAACAAGGAAACGAGGGCGAGCAAGGAGAGGAGGGGCAGGAAAAGGAGGAAAGGGAGGAGGGGGGCGGGUCAGAUGCUAAGGCGGCAUCACCACCAUCAUCACCGGUACUUUCGUCAUCACCAGCCACACUACCAUUAGCAUCAGCAACUUCGCCACUGCUACUGUCGCCGUCGUUCCUUCCCGCCCCGCCGCUCAACUUCCUUGGGUUCGAAAUCCGCGACAAGCUCGUGCAGCGCGCCGACACGUGGCGCCGCCAGCUGGCGCUGCGCAACGCGCACUUUGUCGUCGCCAAUGCCACGUCAGCGCUCGAAUCCGUGCUGGCGACUUAUCCGGGACCACUAGUAGCUGUUUCCAUCCUCUGCCCCGACCCGCAUUUUAAGAAUAAGCACCGGAAGCGGCGGGUGGUGCAGCGGGGUUUGGUGGAGGCGAUUGGCCGGGUUUUAGUGCCAGGUGGACAUGUUUUUGUGGAGUCUGACGUGGAAGAGGUGGCUGCUGACAUGUACCGGCAGUUUGCGGGGCAUGGGAGGGGAGGAGGGGAGGGGUAUGCUGGGGAUGAGAGGGGGAGAGGGAAGAGCGAGGGUGGGGGAGGGGAGAGUGAGAGCGAGGGAGAGGAGAGCUCCACAUAUAUCAAAGGUGUGGCAACGGUGAGAUUUGUUCCGAGCGACCUUGUUGCAGCAGGAGGAACGGGUGUGGGGGCGGAAGGAGAGGAAAGUGUGUGGCAGGAGCGGGCAGGUGGGGGGAGCGCAGGGGAGGGGAGCGCAGGGGAGGGGAGCGCAGGGGAAGGGAGCGCAGGAGAGGCAAUAAGGUGGCUGGAUCACAACCCCUUGGGAAUGCCGAGUGAGAGGGAGGUGGUGGUGCUGCUGCAGGGCUCACCCAUGUACCGCGCUCUCUUUAACCCCGCGUCCAUUCAUUCCCCUCGCAUCCCCCUCGUCGAAUCAUCUCGCAACGCGUCGCGCAUCCCUCCCCCAGUAGUGCGCGAUCAGUCUCCGCGGGUGAGUGAGAUCCCAGCUCUGGCCAUGGCUGACUCAAACGAGCCGUACGUGGUGGUGGGAAGCCAGUACUGCCUGCCGGAAGAGUCGGUUCUUAUACUGAAGGAAAAGAUGUGGUCGCUGCGUGAGAAGGCCGAGAUCCGCGACGGUCAGGAACAACUGGUGUUCAGGACCGAGGAAAAGGCAUGGGAUAUCAAGGAGCGCAAGACCAUUUUCAACGCGCAGGAUGAGCCCGUUUGCUCCAUGAUUAGCAAGGUGUUCUCCCUCAGCCACACCACGUACCUCUGCGCUGGCGCCGACGCGGAACCCGACAACGCGUUGCUCACCGCCAAGAGCGUCGUGCUGACCUGGUCACCAAUUCUCAAUGUUUUUCUGAAAGGGAACACGUCAGAUGAUGCACCUGACAUCAUUCUCAAGGGAAAUUUCAUUCAAUACGACUUUACUAUUACCACUUCUAGCGGUCGUCUCUUGGCAACGGUGGACCGUAAGUUACAGGCCAAGGAUAUUUUCUUGGCGACUCAAACAUACGCGGUGCACAUCAAGCCCAAUGUGGACAGGGCUCUUAUUCUGGGCCUUGUUUCCAUUGCUGACAACAUCUUCGUCAACAGAGAAGAUGACAAGUAG